ACAACACGGAAGUGUUCUCUGGAGGCAGCUGGUCUUCGGUCGGUGACAGGAUGUCGGCCGACAGCCUGGAGAAGAGGACGGUGGUGGUGCAGUGGCCGUCCGGGGAUGUGGACGAGGAGCUGCUGCUGCUCUACUUUGAGAACCGGCGCCGCUCCGGGGGAAGUCAGAUCGCCUCUGUGGAGAAGAGCGGCUCCAGCGCGGUGCUGGUGUUCGAAGAGGCUGAAGCCGCGGCCCGAGUGCUGUCCAAAGGCCACCACGUCGUGCACAAUGUGGAGCUCCUCGUGCGCAGGCCCGCCGCCAAGGACCCCCGCAGGCUGCUGCUGCGCGGCGUCAACCCCGGCACCAGCAGCGAGAUGAUCGAGCUGUACGUGGAGAACAUGAUGGGGCUCAACACGCAGGACUACACCCUGCUGCCGGCGCCGGGGAGGGACCUCGUCCUCAUCCACCUCAGCCAGGCGUUCACUAAAGACUUCCAGACAGUGAGCGCAAAGAUCUCCCAGCGUGCGCUGGACGGGGCGCACGUCACCCUGGAGCAGAUCGAGCAGACCGACUCCAUCCUGGUGGAGAACCUGCAUCCCGGCGCCGCUCCGGACCUGCUUAGUCUGUACUUCGAGAGCAGCCGAGGUGGAGGCCAGGAGGUGAAGCAGGUGGUCAUGUUGUCGGAAUCUGUGGCCAAGGUCUCCUUCGCAAACUACGAAUCUGUGGACACUGUGGUGGAGCUGCCGCACAGGCUGGACGGUAGCGACCUGGCGGUGAAGCCCUACUUCGAUUUCCUUCAGCCCACCGAACCUCGCCAGGAUUCCUCUGGGAACGACGUUCAGAUGCGGGCGAGUCCCCCGGCGGACGUGGAGGCGGAAGAGGAGGAGCCCAUGCAGGAUCAGAUCGAGGUCCCGGAGAUAACGACAAGCCAGAUUACUGUGGCCGACCCGCUGAAGCGAGCUUUGCUUCAGCACAGCACCUUCCACAUGGACCUGCAGAAGGCGAACCCGAACGUCGUCAUCCAGACGAAGGACGACGGCGUGCACAUUACUGGAGAUAACCGGAUACGAGUCGAGCAGCUCAAACAGAAAGUCUUGGAUUUCAUCGGUAACAUGGCCGAGACAAAGAUCGCCCUCCAGCCAGAGGCGGCUCAGUUCCUGGCAAAGAAAGACGUACAAGACCGGCUCCUGGAAGCCAUGAAGCAGAGGGGCUCCUUGGCCUUGUACUCCGUGUCGGACUCCCGCAUAGUGGUAGCGUCUCUUUCCAGGGACGAAGCAGAGCAGGCGGGCAGCUUCUUAAAAUCCCAAGUGUGCCACAUCAGCAUUUCCCUGGACCCGGAGCAGAAGGGCCUGCUGUGCUGCAGAGAGUGGUCCGAGUUCCUGGAGGGCCUGAGCCUCUGCUCCCUGAAGGUCUCGGACGGAGGAGGCGGCCUGGACGGGUGGACUCUGGAAGGACUGGAGGAAGAGAAGCAGGCCGCCAUCCUGCAGUUCCUCACCACGCCCAUCGAGAGGGAGGCCGUCAUCCCGAUGGCGCCGGGCAUGCUGAAGUACAUCCAGAUCCACUGCCACCAGCUGCUGGCCGACAUGAACCAGGUGUCCAUUCUGCCGCUGGAGGGCGACGACGAAUGCGGACUGAAGCUCCACGGCUCCGCCGUCGCUUGCCAAAUGGCAGAGGAGCUGCUGCAGGACGUGAUCGCCUCCAUCUGCACCAAGACCAUCCACGUCAGCGCCCCGGGUCUGACCCGCUUCCUCCAACACAAGGACUGCCUGAGCAUCAUGCACGAGAUGGAGGCCAAGUUCCAGGUGUACAUCAGCCUGCAGCACGUUCCCUGGGAUUUCCUGCAUUAUGAGGAUUUUGCAAGCUUUGCUUGGAACAUGUUGCCAAAAAGCUUCCCUCGAGUUUCCGUGGACGACUCUCCUCAAGAGCUGAAAGCUGAUUCGGUCCAAAGUCAAAAUCGUGGAUCGUCAGAUCAAGUCCUUUUAAACAAUACGGUGAAAGCUACCGCGGCCGUCGGCGAAAGGCAACAGGAGAUUAUGAAUUUGACAGACCCGGUUGACUUGGACGGCAUGGACGACCUGGACCUGUACACCACAGGUGAAGCAUCGAAUUCCCCCGAUGAACAGACCAGUGUGAACGGCGCGUUUGCCUCGCCCGACAAUCUGGAAGAAGAAGCCCAACUCUCUUUAGCCAUCCAGUACUCUCUGCAGUCCAGUGCUCUGAAGGAUGACGAGCAGCAGCAGCUGCAGAAAGCCUUGGAGCUGUCCAAGAGUAUGAUCCAGAGUGAGGUAUUUUGUGGCCGAGCUAAAACGGACACCCAGGUAACCCCACCCCACAAGGACAUUCGCAAGAUGUCCCUGGAGGAAGCCAUCGAUUCAGCAAACACCGUGGACUUGGUGACUUAUGCCGGAUACCCCAGCGACCUCUCCAGGGUGGAAAUCGCCUUCAAUAAGAAGGUCACCCAGAGGCAGGUCGACGAGAAAGUGGAGAACAGGAACUUAAGAAAGAUGUCCAAGUACCACUGGAACUGUGUGCAGGUGAUCAAGAGGAUGCACGCAGUUGAUGUUCAAGUUCAGGGGACUAUAAUUACCGUUUCUGGGUUCAAGGACUUUGUGUCUAUAGCAAUGUGGGAUGUGAAGAAGCUGUUGGACGACUUGUCCAGUUUUGUGCCCGACGAGGAAGUCUUAAAAUCAAUCCAGUGGGUGUGGCACGACCCGGCCUCCGCUAACACCACUCCGUAUUGUCCCGAUGCUAUACUCUACAUUGAGAACGCCUGGAAGAAGACGAUGAGCGACAUUGUGAUAUUGCUCGACAACGAGCCCCACAUCAUCGACUUUGAGAGGAUGAAAGAAAUCAACAAAGCGACAGGGAAGGCUGUGAAAAUCUCCAGGAAGCUGCUGAAUGUCGCGGGCUUGGACGAGGAGUUACCAGAAGAAGAGUACUCUCUGCUGUCAGACCUGCCCGAAGCGAGCAAAGUGGACGUGGACUCCGAUGAGUUUCAGGACGUGGUGAAGGAAUUCUACAAGACCAUCCACGAAUUCCACAGCAAAAUUCGAAUCAUACAGGUGGAGAAGAUCCAGAACCGCCUGCUGUACAAUCAGUACAAGCUGAAAAAGGCCAGCAUAUCACAGCGCGCCACCUACCCGGAGAUCGAGCGGACUCUUUACCACGGCACGAGUGAGACCAGCGUGAAGGAAAUUUGCAUUCAUGGCUUCAACAGAAGCUUCUGUGGAAAGAACGCCACCGUCUACGGUCAGGGCGUCUACUUCGCCGUCAACUCGUCGCUGUCCGUGCAGGAUACGUACUCUCCCCCCAACGCCGACGGGUACAAGUACGUGUUCGUGUGCAAGGUUCUGACGGGAGACUACACCAAAGGCUGCAGCUCCAUGAAGACGACCCCCCUGAAGGAGACGGGCGACAUCCCGCUGCGGUACGACAGCGUGACCGACAACAUCAGCAAGCCGUCCAUGUUCGUCAUCUUCAACGACACGCAGGCCUUUCCCGAGUACGUCAUCACGUGCCAGAAGAUCCGCUGACGGGCUCCUUAUCGGACAUGCUUUAGUUGUUCACCAGAGAACAUUUUGCCUUAAAUAGAAAAGUAUGUUUGUUUGUUUGAGGGCUGCGGUUUUUUUGUUUUGUCGACGUGUUCCUCAUUUGAGUUGAGGAAAAAAAUCAUGUUUUUCCUGUUGGGGCAAAAUACAGCUUCGUUUUAAGAUAAAAAUUUUGUCUUCAUAGAUUUAAUAAAGCUUUCCAGGGCUCCAGUGUGUCGA
Messenger RNA from Salarias fasciatus (jewelled blenny), 3746 nucleotides. RefSeq names its product poly(ADP-ribose) polymerase family member 10 (gene parp10). The transcript has 11 exons. The record is from RefSeq and is a predicted model, not a curated record. NCBI's taxonomy places the organism in Eukaryota, Metazoa, Chordata, Actinopteri, Blenniiformes, Blenniidae. Gene Ontology annotation, biological process: negative regulation of gene expression; protein poly-ADP-ribosylation. Gene Ontology annotation, cellular component: cytoplasm; nucleus. Bases 51 to 3512 code for a protein of 1153 amino acids. Gene Ontology annotation, molecular function: NAD+ poly-ADP-ribosyltransferase activity; transcription corepressor activity.